Messenger RNA from Colletotrichum abscissum, 441 nucleotides. RefSeq lists its product as uncharacterized. Bases 1 to 441 code for a protein of 146 amino acids. The transcript is spliced from 2 exons. The record is from RefSeq and is a predicted model, not a curated record. Gene Ontology annotation, molecular function: zinc ion binding. Lineage: Eukaryota; Fungi; Ascomycota; Sordariomycetes; Glomerellales; Glomerellaceae.
AUGUCGAACGCUCCCGAAGAUUUCAGUAUCCGAUCUCCAGUUCCUCAAUACCAACCAAUGCAUACCCCCGCGUCAACUGCCAUCGGCAGCCAUGAUAUCGCCGGACCUAAUGUCAAAUACUGUCACGUUGUCCACUGCAACCAUGGCGAAUCUCUUGGUGAAGGCUCCCGGGCAAACGUCGUGCCUGUUGCCCUCGUUGAGAGAUGGCCUGCCUUGAUCGAGUGCCCUGCUUGCAAGGGCGUCACUCCCACUACAACGGACCAUACCAUUGGCAAAGGAGCGCACUGGAUGGCCGUCAUGCUGUUUUUCACCACUGGUGUUGGCGUAUUCGCUCCGUAUGCCAUGAGGCCUUUCAAGGACGUCGUUCACAGCUGCCAGCGAUGCGGACGAAAGGUAGCGACUCGGCGAUUCGGCGGUGGCACUAAGGCGCACCUUAUGUGA